This is a messenger RNA of Cyprinodon tularosa, 1895 nucleotides long. It is a transcript of the gene lman2, whose product is annotated as lectin, mannose-binding 2. Gene Ontology annotation, biological process: Golgi organization; endoplasmic reticulum to Golgi vesicle-mediated transport; endoplasmic reticulum organization. Gene Ontology annotation, molecular function: D-mannose binding. The coding region runs from base 169 to 1167 and encodes 332 amino acids. The record is from RefSeq and is a predicted model, not a curated record. Lineage: Eukaryota; Metazoa; Chordata; Actinopteri; Cyprinodontiformes; Cyprinodontidae. Gene Ontology annotation, cellular component: endoplasmic reticulum-Golgi intermediate compartment; endoplasmic reticulum membrane; COPII-coated ER to Golgi transport vesicle. The transcript is spliced from 8 exons.
UAUUUUUCAUUGAGCUUUUGACAUUUUGGGGAUUAUCUACUAAAAGCAUAAGUGUUGGAGGUGUAUAAACACGGAGGGGUUCUUGUUUCUUGUCGGAAGAGAAAGGCUAAAGGAGUUCGGAACCCCGAAGUUGAACAUAGAGCUUCCCCUCGAUGCUGUUUUGACAAAAUGUUUGGCUUUAACACAUUUCUGAGGCCAACAUUUGUCUUCCUGUUAGUGAAGUGUUGCCUGGUUAGUUGUGAUAUAACGGACGGGAACGCGGAACAUCUUAAGAGGGAGCACUCACUGACAAAGCCUUACCAAGGUGUUGGAAGUCAGUGGGAUUUCUGGGGAAGCACACUGGUGACAAGCUCGUAUGUCCGACUUACUCCAGAUGAGAGAAGCAAGCAGGGAUCCAUAUGGAAUACUGUGCCUUGUUACCUGAAGGACUGGGAGCUGCAUGUGCAGUUUAAAGUUCACGGAUCAGGAAAGAAGAAUCUCCAUGGAGACGGCAUUGCCAUCUGGUACACGAAGGAUAGACUCCAUCCAGGGCCUGUGUUUUCCAACAAUGCUCACUUCCAGGGACUGGCCGUUUUUAUAGAUACUUACUCUAAUGAUGAGUCGACGGAUCGCUCCUUCCCUUACAUCUCAGCUAUGGUAAACAAUGGCACAGUGAAUUAUGAUCAUGGGAAAGAUGGCCGUUCAUCGGAGCUUGGAGGCUGCUCAGCUGACAUCCGAAACCGAGACUUUGACACAUACCUUGCUAUCCGUUAUUCCAGAGGAAGAUUGACUGUGAUGGUUGAUGUGGACGACAAGAACGAGUGGAAAGAGUGCAUCGACAUUGGAGGUGUGCGUCUCCCUACUGGAUAUUACUUUGGUGCAUCAGCAGCAACUGGAGACCUCUCAGAUAAUCAUGACAUCAUCUCUAUGAAGCUGUACCAGCUGAUGGUGGACCACACCCCAGAGGAAGAGAACUUGGACUGGACUAAAAUCGAGCCCAGUGUCAACCUUUUUAAGUCCCCCAAAGACAACAUUGAUGAUCCUACUGGAAACUUCCGUGGCACGCCCCUCACAGGUUGGAAGGUGUUCCUGCUUCUGCUGUGUGCUCUGCUUGGAAUCGUUGUGUGUGCAGUGGUGGGAGCUGUGGUUUUCCAGAAGAGACAGGAGAGAAACAAGAGGUUCUACUGAACAUAGAUGCAACAUAGACAUUCACAAUGACAGAACGAGCACAUACAAUGUGAAAUUUUGCUGAAGAUUGUACAAAUGUUUAUAACUUUUAAAGCACUGAGUAACAAAUGAAUAUUGGUAAUGAAAAGGUGGAGGAUGCUUGUUGAUGUCAACAUUUACCCUGAAUGGAUUUUUCUUUUAUGUGUCCUCAUGCUUUGAUAGCAGGGUAAAAGUAGAUUUGAACAUGGAAUUCAGUAAAGAAUUGUCACCACAUGCCUUUUGGUUAAUCUGGUGUCUCCAGCAUCUUUAGGGAAUGGGGAAAUUUUGAUAUAUUUUUUCCUUUUACUUUGUCUUCCAAUCAUGUUGUUUUUGCAAGUAGUACCAGGCUAAAAAAUGAUCAUUCAAAAUAAGAUCAACCAAUAUGUUGGCCUGCAACCUUGAUUUACAGCAGAAGAAAAAUUUGUGUUUAUCAUUUUUUGGGAUGGGGGGGGGAUAAUACUGUUCUCCACAAUAUCAGAAUCUUCCUCUUUGUCGUUUGGAGUUUGUUUUGUCUAAUUUCUGUCAGUUGCAUUUUGGGAUUCUGAUUUUUUUUUCUUCUUUUCUAUCAGUAUCAAAAGGUGAUGCCAUAAGAUCCACAGUUCUUAGUUGGUCUUCUUUUUAUGUAUGUUUCACACUUAGAAAUGCAGUUAUGUAUAAUGAUUUAAUCGUUUUCUGGAAAAUAAUUUAAUCUAGAACUAAAAAAAAAAAAA